Messenger RNA from Spirometra erinaceieuropaei, 1095 nucleotides. NCBI's taxonomy places the organism in Eukaryota, Metazoa, Platyhelminthes, Cestoda, Diphyllobothriidea, Diphyllobothriidae. The record is from the annotation of a GenBank genome assembly.
AUGAGGGGUGAUGACGGCUUGGAGAUAUCGGACAGUACAAAUAAGGCUGAGCACUUUUCUCAAUUUUUCCGAUCCGUUUUCACAAGAGAAGCGGACUUUACCCCAUCUAAUUCUGAGAACAUGAGAGAUCCCACUAUGGAAAAUAUUGUGUUUCAAGAAGAAGCGAUUUUGGAAGAACUAAAAAGCUUGAAGGAAUGUAAAUCUCCCGGUCCGGACGAGAUUCCAGCAAAGCUGCUCUCUGAGCUUGCCCAACAGCUGGCCAAGCCACUAUCCUUUCUGUGCCAAAAAUCGUUUGAUGUUGGAAUUCUUCCCACAGACUGGAAGACGGCCCACAUUACACCCCUUUACAAAAGCGGUAGUCGUGCUCAGGCGACAAACUACAGACCCGUCAGUCUGACAUCAAUCUGCUGCAAAGUGAUGGAGAAAACCAUCAAAAAGGAGUUGAUGGCUUACUUGGAAACCCACAACCUCUUGUCCAAUGCACAAUAUGGUUUCCGUAGGGGAAGAUCAUGUGUUACGAACUUGCUAUACACCAUGCAAAGUUGGACACGAGCACUGGACGCAAAACACACCGUGCAUGUUGCCUAUAUUGAUUUCGGGAAGGCGUUUGACAGUGUUCCGCACCAGCGUCUCCUACACAAGAUGAGAAUUAUGGGCAUCGGUGGCAAACUUCUCAAAUGGAUGGAAAAUUUCCUUGUCGGCCGCUCCCAAAUUGUCUGCGUAGAACAACAGCAAUCAAGGUGCACAUUCAUAAAGAGUGGGGUCCCACAAGGCUCGGUGCUCGCACCAACUCUCUUUCUCUUGUUCAUCAAUGAUUGCGUAGAUGGGUUGGACUGUGAUUGCGCCAUGUUUGCGGAUGACAUAAAAAUCUGGAAAGUCAUCCAGAAUGCUGCCGAUGAGACCAACUUCCAAGAAAAUCUUUGUCGGUUGGACGAGUGGUCCCGCAGAUGGCUCUUGUCCUUCAAUUUGAACAAAUGCACCAUUCUGCGCCUCGGAAAUCAGAGCCCUGGUACGCGGCAAUACCAUCUGAACGAAUGCCACUCCGAUAAGCAGAAACUCAGAAAGAUCUCGGAGUUUGGGUUGCAGACCGCCUAA